AUGGCUGGUGAGGUUCUGUCAGCCUUCCUGCAAGUCUUGUUUCAGACGGCCUUUAACUUGUUGCAAGAGGAGCUGAAAUUGGAGCACGAACUCGAGGGAAAACGCAAGGAACUGCACAACAAUGUCUCCAUGAUUAAAGCUGUCAUAAAUAAGGCUGAAGAAAAGGCGCACGGCGAUGAACCACUGAAAUUGUGGCUAGAGAAUCUGAGGAAAGUCGGCUACGAUGCAGUCGAUGUGCUGGAUGAGCUUUCUUACGAGGCUCAACGGCGGCAACUGAUCUCCUUGUCAGAGGUACGUGAUUCCUUCUCCAUGGUGAAUCCAAAACGUUCCAUCAUUCGGCACAUCAUAUCUCGUAAGAUACAAGAUAUAUCUGAGAGGCUCGAUAAUCUCGGGAAGGAGGUGGUGACCUUUAAUAUAAGAGUUGGGGAUGCAUCACGGCACCCAGAAGAGAGUGAUGUGCUUCCGAUGACCACCUCACUCCAUCCACCAGUCGUGCUAGGGAGGGAGAUCGAUAAGCACAGAAUUUUGAAAAUGCUACUACAAGCUGAUAGGAUGCAUAAGAAAAGCAUAUCUGUGAUCCCCAUACUCGGAAUGUGUGGUGUUGGGAAGACCACCCUUGCCCAGCUUGUCUCCAACGAUGAGGUUGUGAUGAAGCAUUUCGAGCUGAGAUUGUGGGUUGAUGUCUCACAUGAUUUCAGUGUAAGAAGGCUCACCAAAGCUAUCAUCGAAUCCACAGGUAGCUCUGCAGUUGAUCACAUCAACAUGGACAAUCUUCAGAAGCAACUUCUUAAUAAGAUCAGUGGCAGAAGGUACCUGCUUGUCUUGGAUAAUGUCUGGAAUGAAAACCCAGAAAAAUGGCGUAACCUUAGACUGCCCUUACUCCAUGGUGCUGAAGGGAGUAAGAUAUUGGUGACCACAAGAAGUGAAGAAGUUGCAAAAUUCAUGGGCACAACAUCGCCCUAUGUCUUGAAAGGCUUAUCCGACGAGAACUGCUGGAAUUUGUUCUGUCAGUAUGCGUUCGAACACAAUACAUAUCAACACUCUGAUAUUGAUGACAUUGCCGAAGAAAUUCUGAGGAAGUGCAAAGGCUUGCCUCUAGCAGCAAUAAGUAUUGCCAAUCAGUUGCUUGGAGUGAGUGAUAGAAGCGAGUGGAGAUCCAUCAUAAGGAGGGAGAUAGAGGAAUUCUCUGGACGUGACAGUGAGUUCCAAAAGGCCUUCAGCUUGAGCUAUCAGCAAUUGCCACCACAUCUUAAGCCAUGCUUUGCAUAUUGUUCCAUAAUUCCAGAAGGGUGCGAGUUCGAGAAGGAAUUCAUUGUCGAAUUGUGGAUGGCACAGAACUUCAUCCAGCCUAAAGGAAAAUCUGCUGAAGACUUAGGCAGCCAGUACUUUGAUAUCUUAGUGCAGAGGUCAUUCUUUGGGUGCUCCCAGUCCGACUAUAAAAGAGGCAAACCAAAAUAUCGAAUGCAUGAACUUGUACAUGAUUUUGCUCAACGAGUGUCAGCUAAAGAAUGUUCUACCAUGGAAAUUGGCAAGCCAUGCAAGGUUGAGCCUGAAACUCGACAUUUGUCAUUGACUUUAAGCCAGUUGGAGCCAAAUGACAAAAUGAAAUCAAAUUCACCUGCUCAAACUGAUAUCUUUUCUGAAAUAUAUCAAUGUAAGGGCUUGUAUACACUUCUACUUUUCGGUGGUUCCAGAAAGUAUAGUCUAAAGGUCCCUGACAGACUUGGAGAAGAACUUAAAAGCCUCCGUACUUUGGAUUUGAGCAACUGUGACCUAAAGGAGUUACCCAAAUCAAUUGGUGAGUUGAAGCACCUUCGCUGCCUUCGGCUUCACAAUACAAAACUAUCAAGUCUCCCUGAAUCACUAGGUCGUCUUUACAAUCUCCAGACACUGGGACUCAGAAAUUGUUAUUCUCUUGAGGAGCUGCCAUCAGAUAUAAAAAAUCUUCGUAACCUUCGCCAUCUUGAUCUUCAUCUCGAUGAUAAUUCAGUGGAAGCAAUGUGUAAAUUGAAAUCUAUACCACCACAUAUAGGACUGUUAACCAAUCUUCAAACAUUAUCAAGAUUUGUAGUAAGCACAAAGGCUGGUUGUGGGUUAGGAGAACUGAAAUACUUGAACAGUCUCCAUGGGGAACUAAUCCUCUCAAAUCUUCAUCUCGUUCGAAAUCCAUUAGAAGCCAGGAAGGCAAACUUGACAAACAAGAAUUCCAUUCAGAGUUUGCAGUUGCGAUGGAAUAUCGGUACAUCAGCUUCUGAACAUGUUGGAUAUGACGAAAGCAUUCUAGCAACUCUCCAACCUCAUACAAACCUUAAGGAGCUGAGGAUAAUAGGCUACAGAGCCCGAUCAUUUCCAUCUUGGUUAGGUGACUCUGCUUUCACCAAUCUUGAAUCACUACAUCUCUCCAGCUGCAAUCAAUGUAAAUAUCUUCCCCCACUUGGCAAAUUGCCCAAGCUGCGAGAACUCCAUAUAGAAGGAAUGGAAAGUGUGACAGUCAUGGAUCAUGAAUUCUGUGGCAAGGAACAUGGCAAAUUCCCCAAAUUGGAGAAGCUGGUUUUUGAGAACAUAGGCAGUUUACAGAUCUGGGAUGAACAUAAACUUCGUUUGCUGUCAAUGCAAGAGAAAGAAAGUUGCCCGAGAUUGCGUGGUAUACCAAGAUUUCAAUCACUCACAUCCUUAGAGAUGUCAAGCUGUGGUGACUGGAUGUGGCACUCAUGGCCUUGUCUUACUUCCCUAACUUCCCUUUGUCUCAGCAGGUUACCAAUAGAAACUCUGCCAUCAGAAGCAGGCCAUCCACAUGCUUCCUUACGCAGCUUAAAGAUCAGUUACUGCAAUCAACUGAUAUCUUUGCCAGAUAAUUGGCUGCCAAAUGGGCUUGUUUGUUUUAGUAUUAAGCACUGUCCUAGGCUUUAUUCUCUUCCAACAGGCCUAGAAAAUCUCAAAGCACUAGAAGACUUGAAAAUUCAACAUUGUGGCCUAGGGUACCUCCCAGAGCUCAAGAACCUGACCUCGCUAGUUCACAUGGAGAUCUCAGGUUGCCAUAAAGUGCACCGUCUUCCAAGGAAUGGUCUGCCUAUGACACUCCAUUUCUUGAGCAUCAAUAAUUGCCCUGAGCUCAAGAAACGAUGCCAAGCUGAGAGAGGUGAAGAUUGGCCCAAAAUUAGAAAUAUCUUCUCUGUGUGGAUGGAUGAAAAACUAGUUAGUCACAGAAACUAGCUCUAAAUGCUAACCAUGCAGACAAGAUGCGAUAUGAAGAGUAAACAUCUGCUCAAUUCUGGAUGGGGUUUACAUAUUUGGGAGGAUGCUGCAAUUGAUGUUCUUAUCCUUCCUGCUGGGUGGUGAUUCUGCGACGCUGAUAUUGCAGGGGUGUUUAAUGACAAAGGCCAAGAUGUUGCUGCCCAGCAUGAUUCAUUCUUGAGCGAAAAAAUGAAAACUAAAAGCUAAAAACUAAACACAAAAAACAAAAUUAAUCCACAUGCUAAUGCAAAGAGUGAGAAGGAGAGGCUACCACCAGCUCAAUAUUGUACAUGCUUCUCGGUGUUGAUAAGUUACAGCUUUCUGAGUGGGCGUGUAAUAACAUACACCUAUAAUUACUUUGUUUUCUAUAUUGUUGCUGUAUUAUGGCGAAUGCCCAUCGCUGUACUAUGAGAGUGAUGAAAUUAAUUUGAUGCAUCUAAUUUGCAGAAAUACCAGAAAA
Molecule: messenger RNA, 3694 nt
Organism: Musa acuminata AAA Group (dessert banana)
Lineage: Eukaryota; Viridiplantae; Streptophyta; Magnoliopsida; Zingiberales; Musaceae
Product: putative disease resistance protein RGA3
Exons: 2
Coding region: 1-3213 (1070 amino acids)
Biological process (GO): defense response to other organism
Molecular function (GO): ADP binding; protein binding
Source: RefSeq, a predicted model, not a curated record